ACGUCGCACCGCCUGUCAUCCUGCACGGACCUGCUGCUGCCGCUUCAGUCCACCGUCCCGUCCCGCUCAGCACCGACAGGAAGCACCGACACACCGACAGACAGACAGACCGACGGUGGAGCCCCGCUGCAGACACGCGCACAGCCGCAUGAAGGACGGAACCGGCGCUGCUGGAUCCAAACACUGAGCUUCUGAAGGACACAGGUGUUGUGUGGCCGUGCUGACUGGAGCUGAGCCAUGGACGAUGGGAAGCCUGUGUGGGCGCCCCACCCCACCGACGGGUUCCAGCUGGGCAUGAUCGUUGACAUAGGAGCCGACGCGCUCACCAUAGAACCGCUGAACCAGAAGGGCAAGACUUUUCUUGCUCCGAUGAGCCAAGUCUUCCCAGCAGAGGACGACGUCAACAAACACGUAGACGACAACUGUUCCCUCAUGUACUUGAAUGAAGCCACUCUUCUGAACAACGUCCGAGUCCGAUACAUCAAAGACCACAUCUACACUUAUGUGGCCAAUAUCCUGAUAGCUGUUAAUCCUUACUACGACAUACCAAAACUGUACGGACCCGACGCCAUCAAGUCGUACCAGGGGAAGUCUCUGGGCACGCUGCCACCUCACGUCUUCGCUAUAGGUCAGAGCUGUCAUCUCAUCCCGUCCUGCAGAUAUCUGACCACAACGUACGGAAGCGGUCAAGAUAUCGAUGAGAGGAUUGUAGAAGCGAAUCCCCUUCUGGAGGCCUUUGGAAAUGCAAAAACAGUCCGGAACAACAACAGCAGUCGCUUUGGGAAGUUUGUAGAAAUCCAUUUUAAUGUCAAGAAUGCAGUCGUAGGCGGAUUCGUGUCCCACUACCUGUUGGAGAAGUCGAGGAUUUGCAUGCAAAGCAACGACGAGAGGAACUACCACAUCUUCUACAGGCUGUGUGCCGGGGCGUCCGAGGACCUGAAGAAGAAACUACACCUGGACUCUCCGGACAGCUUUAGGUACCUGAACCGAGGAUGUACCAGAUACUUUGCCAGCAAGGACUCGGAUAAACAAAUCAUGCAGAACCGCAAGAGUCCUGAGCAUAUAAAGACGGGCGCCCUGAAAGACCCUCUCCUGGACGACCAGGGCGACUUCAACAGGAUGUGCGUGGCCAUGAAGAAGAUCGGGCUGGACGACACCGAGAAGCUCGACCUGUUCAGGGUCGUCGCUGGCGUUCUGCAUCUGGGCAACAUUGACUUUGAGGAAACGGGGAGCUCCUCAGGUGGUUGUGUGCUGAAGAACCAGUCCGACCAGACUCUGGGCUACUGUGCUGAUCUGCUGGGCCUGGACCAGGACGACCUGCGCGUCAGCCUCACGACGAGGGUCAUGCUCACUACAGCAGGGGGCGCUAAAGGAACAGUUAUCAAGGUGCCUCUAAAGGUGGAACAAGCAAACAAUGCGCGAGAUGCCCUGGCCAAGGCGGUGUACAGCCGCCUCUUCGAUCAUGUGGUCAAGCGAGUAAACCAGUGUUUCCCCUUCGAGACCUCCUCCAACUUCAUCGGAGUGCUGGACAUCGCUGGGUUUGAGUAUUUUGAGCACAACAGCUUUGAGCAGUUCUGUAUCAAUUACUGCAAUGAGAAACUGCAGCAGUUCUUCAACGAGCGCAUCCUGAAGGAGGAGCAAGAGCUCUAUCAGAGGGAAGGGCUGGGAGUGAAUGAGGUGCAUUAUGUUGACAACCAGGACUGCAUCGAUCUGGUCGAAGCGAAGCUGGUGGGAAUCCUGGACAUUCUGGACGAAGAGAACCGUCUUCCUCAGCCCAGCGACCAGCACUUUGCUCUGGCCGUCCACAGCAAGCAUAAAGACCACUUCAGACUGACGGUUCCCAGGAAGUCCAAGCUGGCCGUCCACAGGAACCUCCGGGAUGACGAGGGCUUCAUCAUCAGGCACUUUGCUGGAGCGGUCUGUUAUGAAACGACUCGGUUCGUGGAGAAGAACAACGACGCCCUCCACAUGUCCCUGGAGAGCUUAGUGUGUGAAUCGAAAGACAAAUUUGUCCGAGAGCUGUUUGAGAACUCCAGCACCUCCAAGGACACCAAACAGAAGGCCGGCAAGCUCAGCUUCAUCAGCGUCGGCAACAAGUUCAAGACCCAGCUGAACCUGCUCCUGGAGAAGCUUCGCAGCACCGGAUCAAGUUUUAUCCGCUGCGUCAAACCCAACCUGAGGAUGGUCAGCCACCAGUUUGAAGGGGCUCUGAUUCUGUCACAGCUGCAGUGCUCAGGGAUGGUGUCAGUGCUGGACCUGAUGCAGGGCGGCUUCCCGUCCAGGGCGCCGUUCCACGAGCUCUACAACAUGUACAAGCAGUACAUGCCGGAUAAACUCACACGACUCAAUCCACGGCUCUUCUGCAAGGCUUUGUUCAAAGCUCUGGGACUAAACGACAACGACUUCAAGUUUGGAUUAACAAGAGUGUUCUUCCGCCCCGGAAAGUUUGCUGAGUUUGACCAGAUCAUGAAGUCGGACCCGGACCACCUGGCAGAGCUGCUGAAGAAGGUCAACAAGUGGUUGCUGUGCAGCCUGUGGAAGAAGGUGCAGUGGUGCUGCCUGUCCGUCAUCAAACUUCGGAACAAGAUGAGCUACCGAGCUUUGGCCUGCAUCAAGAUCCAGAAGACCGUCCGCAUGUGGUUGUGUAAGAAGAAGCACAAGCCGCGAAUCGAUGGGAUGGUGAAGGUCCGAACCCUGAAGAAACACAUGGAGCGGUUCAACAAGGUGGUGAACGGGCUGAAGGAGGGCAAGCAGGAGAUGGCCAAACAAGUUCAGGAGCUGGCUGCCGCCAUAGAUGCUCUGCUGGCCAAGAUAAAGGCCACCGUGAUGACCUGGAAGGAGAUCGACUCCGAGUACCAGGGGCUGGUGAAACGCUCCGAGAAGCUGCUGUCCUCCAUGCAGAAGAAGAAGCAGGAGGAGGAGGAGAGCGAGAGGCUGAAGCACAUCAAGGAGGAGAUGGAGAAAGAGAGGAAGAACCGGGAGAAGGAGGAGCAGCGGCGCAAACAGGAGGAAGAGGACCGACGACUGAAAGCAGAGAUGGAGCUGAAAAGAAAGCAGGAGGAGGAGGACAGAAAAAAGAGGAAGGAGGAGGACAAAGUUCUGCAGGCGGAGCUGGAAAUCCAGUUGGCUCUGGAGCGCGAGGAGCAGGUCCAGCACGCCGCCAUACUGGAGCAGGAGAGGAGGGACCGGGAGCUGGCCAUGAGAAUCGCUCAGAGCGAGGCGGAGCUCAUCACUGAGGAGGCGCAGCUGGAUGCAGCGCUGCGCAGCGAUGGGCUUCUUCCUAUUUCUGCAACCUCAGCCAGAUCCAUGGGUCCUCAGGUGCAGGCGACCAAAGCUGCUGCCGGCGUGAAAAAGUACGACCUCAGCAAGUGGAAGUACGCCGAGCUGCGAGAUGUCAUCAACACUUCCUGUGACAUUGAGCUGCUGGCAGCCUGCAGAGAGGAGUUCCACCGCCGCCUCAAGGUCUACCACGCCUGGAAGUCCAAGAACAAGAAACGCAACGACGACGGGAGCGAUCAGAGGGCUCCUAAAUCUGUCCUGGACUACGCUGAGCAGAACCCGGCUCCGCCGAUGACGGCCCAGCACCAGGAAGUGGCCAUGAACCGGCAGCAGCGUUAUUUCCGCAUUCCUUUUAUCCGACCCGCUGACCAGUACAAGGACCCCCAGAACAAGAAGAAGGGCUGGUGGUAUGCCCACUUCGACGGGCCCUGGAUAGCCAGACAGAUGGAGCUGCACCCAGACAAACGGCCCAUCGUGCUGGUCGCCGGUAAAGACGACAUGGAGAUGUGUGAGCUGAGUCUGGAGGAGACGGGUUUGACCAGGAAGAGAGGGGCGGAGAUCCUGCCCCGGCAGUUCGAAGAAAUCUGGGAGCGCUGCGAUGGGAUCCAGUACCUGAAGAAAGCCAUCGAGAACAAGCAGGCCCGCCCAACCCACGCCACCGCCAUGCUUCAGAGUCUCCUCAAGUGAACCGCGACGUCAGACCGCUGCUGAAACACGACACUGAUGCACCUGUGGGAUGUGAGGAAGUCACCGCAGACAGAGAUGCUCUGAACACAACCCUCCUGUAGGCGCUCAGCGCUUCAUCCGCUGAACCGUCUUUAGCUGUAUGUCGUUUAUUUUUUAAAUGUCUUUGCAUUUUGCUGUGAAGCACCUUGUCGGUGCAGCAUUAACACUAGUCUUCUUCCUAAUCUAUGCUUGAAUGGAAUGUCCCACCGUGAGGCCUUGAAAUGCAAAAUCUGCACACCACUGAGUCUUAACCGGUGCACAGCCUGCACAGCUAUAAAGCUGGAACCUGAUUUACUGGACAGGGAGUCUGUGUGGAGAUGCUUUUAAUGGCGUGUGGCCGAGCCGUGAAGUCAUGCUCUAUGCUAAUAUUACGACUAUAAUUAUCGUUUAGUGUCUCUGAAUAUGUCUCAUGUUGGUAGAAUUAAUUGCAUUUUCAACACACGGGCAGUUUGUAAAAUAAACAGCUGCUGAUUUUCUCUCUCAGAUUUGGUGACAAUCAUGAAGUCAUAUGAAGGGAAUAAGUUGUUUAAUCUGAAGUAAAACAUAAAAGAUUUGAACUGCGAUGAAGUUUUUAGAUCACUUUAACAGCUCCGUGAAGCAGAACGUACUUUUUCUUGCAGGAUCACUUUUUCAUAACAUCUUCUUACUCGUUUUCUUUACGUCGACUCUUGAGAUUCUUAAAAAGGGAACUUUUUUUUUUGUAUUGUUGCUCGUUUGUUAAGCGAGAGGGAAACGUUUUCAUGUUCUCAUGUUUGCAGUUUUGUGGCUUUGGGCUUGUUUUACAGUCAGUAAUGUCAUUUGUGUGUGUGUGUGUGUGUUCAUGUGAUAUUUUAUUAAGCUGAUGACUUGACUCCUCCGUUUGAUAGACCAGGACCUGUUGUUUAGACUCACUGUGGUCGACUUUCCUGUAACUGCUGAGUCACUGUCACGUGUCCCGUCUCACUGGACUGCUGUAGGAAAUAAACCUGCUCCUGGAUUGUU
Molecule: messenger RNA, 4986 nt
Organism: Stegastes partitus (bicolor damselfish)
Lineage: Eukaryota; Metazoa; Chordata; Actinopteri; Pomacentridae
Gene: myo6b
Product: myosin VIb
Exons: 32
Coding region: 238-3966 (1242 amino acids)
Biological process (GO): actin filament organization; inner ear auditory receptor cell differentiation; inner ear morphogenesis
Cellular component (GO): plasma membrane; myosin complex; actin cytoskeleton
Molecular function (GO): microfilament motor activity; actin filament binding; ATP binding
Source: RefSeq, a predicted model, not a curated record